CCCAGCCGCCGGGCCCGCCUAGCCGGGCACCUUCCGCCUCUCUCGGCCGUCCCUUCGCGUCACGGGAAGCGGGCGGCGCUCAUUUCGAAGCGGGAAGGCCGGAAUGGAUGGCGGGACGGCGGAGGCGGUGAGCGGCCCGGGUCGGGCCAGCUUCCCGUUCCCCUACACGCCGUACCGCAUCCAGGAGCAGUUCAUGGCAGCGCUGUACGCUGCGCUGGAGGCCGGGCGGGUCGGGAUCUUCGAGAGCCCCACGGGCACGGGAAAGUCACUGAGCCUCAUCUGCGGGGCCCUCUCCUGGCUUCGAGACUUUGAGGAGAAGAAGCAGCAGGAGGAGGCACGGCUUCUGGCUCCAGAGGGCAGCGGGCAGGAAGAGAAGAAGCAGCCCCUGGUUUCUGGUGGGCCGAUGUGUCCGAACAGCAGGGAUGCAUCUGGGGAACCGGACUGGAUCACGGCGUUUGUGCAGAAGAAAGAAGAGCAGGAUUUGGUGCACAGACUGAAGGAAGAGCAGGUCAAGAGGAAAAAGCGAGAAGAACGUCUUGAGAAAAUUCGCCAUAAUGUACAGUUAAAAUAUGCAGCGAAGAGGAAGAGAUCUGAGGAGGAUGAGAUGAAGCACCUUCUUCAGCUCAGCAAAGAGAUUCUGUCAGAGGGAGCUGGAGCAGCUGUCCCAGAGCAACUGGAUCACAAUGAGGAGGAGCUGAUUCUUGCUGAAUAUGAGAGUGACGAGGAAAAGAAAGUGGCAUCUGGGCUGGAGGAAGAUGAUGAUGAUGACUUGGAAGAAGAGCAUGUGACAAAGAUUUACUACUGCAGCCGCACUCACUCCCAAUUGUCUCAGUUUGUGCAUGAAGUGCAGAAAAGUCCUUUUGGCAAAAACACGCGUUUGGUCUCCUUGGGAUCCAGGCAGAACCUGUGUGUGAAUGAGGAGGUGCGCCGCUUGGGGGCUCUGCAGCUCAUCAAUGACCGCUGCACGGAGAUGCAAAAGAACAAACAUGAAAGGAAGAGUGAUGCAGAAGUUGAAGGCAAGAAGAGACGUGUGAGUCGCACUGUGUGCCCAUUUUAUUCCUAUGAACAAAUGCAGUUUCUCCGUGAUGAAGUUCUAGUGGAAGUGAAGGAUAUUGAGCAGUUGGUGACUUUGGGAAAGGAGAUCAAAGCCUGCCCCUAUUAUGGGAGUCGAUACGCUAUUCCUGCUGCUCAGCUGGUGGUGCUGCCCUAUCAGAUGCUCUUGCAUGAGGCCACCAGGAACGCUGCAGGGAUCAUCCUGAAGGACCAGGUUGUAAUCAUCGACGAGGCCCACAACCUCAUAGACACCAUCACCUGUAUCCAUAGUGCGGAGGUCAGUGGCUCUCAGCUGUGCUGUGCCCACUCCCAGCUGCUGCAGUACAUGGAGCGAUACAGUAAACGUUUGAAGGCAAAGAACUUGAUGUACAUUAAGCAGAUCCUGUAUUUGCUGGAGCGGUUUGUAGUCAUGCUGGGAGGAAAUGUGAACCAAAAUCCUAGCUGCCAGGCAGUUUCCCGAACAGGGACAGAGCUGAAAUCCAUCAACGACUUCCUAUUUCAGAGCCAGAUUGACAAUAUCAACCUCUUCAAGGUGCAGCGUUACUGUGAGAAGAGCCUCAUCAGUAGGAAGCUUUUUGGAUUUGUGGAGCGAUAUGGCAAUCCUGCCCCAGCUGUGAAGACCAACAAGGAGAACCAGAAGCUGGCUGGUUUGCAGAACUUUCUUAUGACUCUCCAGCAGGGAUCUUAUAAGGAGGGCCCUCUCCAGAGCCCUCCUGUGGAGGCUGACAAUGACCAGCUCCGAGCUGCCUCUCCUCUGAUGCACAUCGAGGGAUUUCUCUCAGCCCUCACGAACGCAAAUGAAGAUGGUCGAGUCAUUCUUAAUAGGCAAGGCACUAUUGGUCAGAGCAGCCUCAAAUUCCUCUUGCUGAAUCCAGCUGUUCACUUUGCCAAGGUGGUGAAAGAAUGUCGUGCUGUAAUCAUUGCUGGGGGCACCAUGCAGCCGGUGGCUGAUUUCCGAGAGCAGCUGCUAUCCUGUGCUGGUGUGGAUCCUGCACGCAUCGUGGAGUUCUCUUGUGGACACGUGAUCCCUCCAGAAAACAUUUUACCCAUAGUCCUUUGCAGUGGUCCUUCCAACCAGCAGCUGGAGUUCACCUACCAGACAAGAGACCUGCCCCAGAUGAUGGAUGAGACAGGCCGAAUCCUCUGCAACCUGUGCAAUGUGGUCCCAGGGGGUGUGGUGUGCUUCUUCCCCUCCUAUGACUAUGAGAAGCAGGUGUAUGCACACUGGGAGAAAACAGGGCUGCUCACCCGCUUGGCAACUAAGAAGAAGAUCUUUCAGGAGCCUAAGAAAGCCAACCAGGUGGAGCAGGUGCUGGUGGAGUAUGCCAAGUGCAUAAAGCGGUGCAGUCAGGCUGGAGGCCAGAUGACGGGGGCCUUGCUGCUUUCUGUAGUUGGAGGCAAAAUGAGUGAAGGGAUCAACUUCUCGGAUGACCUGGGAAGGUGUGUGAUUAUGGUGGGAAUGCCUUACCCCAACAUUAAAUCUCCAGAGCUUCAAGAGAAAAUGACUUGGCUUGAUAAAACAAUGCCAAGAGCUGCUAGCCAUGCACCUAGCAGAAUGCUGAUUGAAAACCUGUGCAUGAAGGCAGUAAACCAGUCAAUAGGAAGAGCCAUCCGCCACCAGAAGGACUUUGCAAGCAUCCUGCUCCUGGACCACAGGUACUCACGCCCUGCCAUCCUUAACAAGCUGCCACAGUGGAUCAGGGAGAGAACCCAGGUCAAGCCUGCCUUUGGAUCAGCCUUUGCAGAGUUAAGAAAGUUCCACCGAGGGAAAUCAGACUGAUGCAGACCAAAGAAGCGGGCUGUAGGUCAACUCUGUGAUCCACACCUUUUGAAGAACACCCAAAGCAAUGCAGGUUCCUGUUUUUCUGUUCCAAGCAGUUUGUUAAUCUCCUCUCUACCCCCUUUGUUUGUUGUUCAGUAUGAGCACUUGGCCUUCAUCACCACAGCCAGGAGGGAAACCAGUUGCAGGACCGACACUGGUGAAGGUAGCAGGAGGCUACUAUUUGUUUACAGAUGUUAAGAUUUUAUUUAAGUCUAUUAAAUAUUUUCAACCCAGACACUUAUGUGUGGGGAUCAUGAUUAUUUUGUUUGAACACACUGGCUUUGCCACAUCAAUGGCUGACUUCAGGGGGUCUGACGACCAAAGUUAACAAUUCUUGUGGAAUUUUUAGCUGUUACUUUUAAGGUAACAGGCCAUUAGUUUGUACUGUGUUGGAAUUACACAGUGAGACAGGUAAGAUGUGGGUUAGUUUUUUAUCUCAUUCUUUCUACCUUGCUUCAAGUUGGUACCAGAUUGAAGGACUGAGUCAUUCUUUCAAGGGGAAUAAUGAUACAGCCAUAACACAGCACACCACUUCUCCUUUGAUCACUUUUAAUCAUAGGAUCACUCUGUGCUUUUAUCUGCAUACAGUCUUUUUUUGAACUUACAGUAACUUUCUGUGGAAAACGGUCAAACUUUUUUUGGUGCAGUUUUCUAGAGGUUCUUUUCUGCGUUCUGGGCUGGAGGGUAAUUGACAACAGCGAUGGCUGUGUAAUCCCACAGCCAUUCUCAGUUCUUUCUGUCAUCACAAACAAGGCUGGUCAAAAAGGUUGUUUUGUCUCCUUGCUGUAACUGGAGCUACCUCUUAAGGCUCUUUUCAGUGAAGAAAGCAUUUAAAUUUAGACAUGGAACUGGUACCUGCUCCCUAUAUGUAAAUUGGCCACGCAGGGGAAAACACAGCUGCUUUUGACAAACUUCUCUUCUGAGUCCCCUGCCCCUUCUGUGAGCACAGAACUCCCACUCUGGCUAAGCUCUGCCUGAAACUCACUGAAAUCAGCAGCUGGAGUAGGGGGCUUGUAGACAGCUGGUGCCCUACUGCACUGUGGGUGGUGGUGUAAGGUUAGCGCCAGUU
Messenger RNA from Phasianus colchicus (ring-necked pheasant), 3944 nucleotides. The record is from RefSeq and is a predicted model, not a curated record. Lineage: Eukaryota; Metazoa; Chordata; Aves; Galliformes; Phasianidae.